Messenger RNA from Oikopleura dioica, 852 nucleotides. The record is from the annotation of a GenBank genome assembly. Lineage: Eukaryota; Metazoa; Chordata; Appendicularia; Copelata; Oikopleuridae.
AUGAUCGAGGAAAGCCGUUUUCAAUUUGGAGAUUUGGUUUUCGCGAAAGUCAAAGAUUUUCCAUUCUGGCCAGCUAGAAUCGACUGCCUCCGACUUUCAGCCUACAAAAAUGGGGCUCAAUCUGAUCAACCAACCAAUUCGAUAUACUGGCCAGUUUUCUUCUAUGGAACACAUGAGCUCUUGUGGAUUCAUGAUCGAAAUCUGAAGCCAUUUGAAGCCAACAGAAAAGAGCUCGGAACCGCCUCAAAUCUGAAGAGUUUCAGGCAAGCGAUGGUCGAAGCAUUUACCAAACCUUUGGUCGAUUUUCAGGGACAGUUCAAAGAAUGUUCAACCAAGCCAGAGCGUGAAAAAAUUAACGCUUGGUUGGACGCUCUUUCGGAAGAAAAACUUGAGACCGGAUGGGACGAGCUUGUCAACGAAACGAAUUCUGGCUCCUCUGAAGACUCAGAAGAGUCGGACAUGGAAGUUGAUGGUGCUGAAGAGCUUCAUAAGGACGAAAAUACUUUCAUAAAGAUGGCGAGUUUGGAGGUUGAUGAUUCUUUUGGGAUGAUGUUUGACAGGCCGCUUUAUGGAAGAGUCGUUUCUAAGAAUAAGAAGAGCAUCAAAGCGCAGUUUUAUUCCAGAGCAACAAGGACUACUGACGAGUAUCACUGUAGAAAUCCGAAGAGCCAUCCGAUUCCGAUUGAUCAACAGGGAUUUAUUUUCUAUCAUUAUGACAAGAAAUUCGUUGAUUACGAAGACGAAAGCGGAGUAAAAAUCAUGAAGAUGCUGACCCACGAACACGACGAUGUCGACCAAGAAUGGGAAAAGUGGAACAUCCACGUGAUGAAGUUUCUGUCCGCCUCAAAAUGA